Polychytrium aggregatum is the source of this 1731-nucleotide messenger RNA. Its product is annotated as major facilitator family transporter. The record is from RefSeq and is a predicted model, not a curated record. Gene Ontology annotation, molecular function: transmembrane transporter activity. Gene Ontology annotation, biological process: transmembrane transport. The transcript has 2 exons. Lineage: Eukaryota; Fungi; Chytridiomycota; Chytridiomycetes; Polychytriales. The coding region runs from base 147 to 1559 and encodes 470 amino acids. Gene Ontology annotation, cellular component: membrane.
GGUGGUGGUGGAGGGGGAGGAAGAGUGGAAUUCCGCCGGUUCCUCAUAUAAAGCCCCUCGCCCACCACCGCUCCAUCAUCAUCAUCAUCCACCACCCGCCUUUUCCGCUCCGUUCUGCCACUGCCCUCGCCAAGGCAUCCGCCGCCAUGUCUGACGCCGUAACAAAGCAUCUGUCGCGUGCCGAGGUCUUCAGGAUCAUCAUCGGUUCCUCGCUCGGAACGGUCAUCGAGUGGUAUGACUUUUUCCUGUUUGCCUCCAUCGGCUCGACAAUCGCCCCGAGGUUCUACGACACCAAGACCGCCCUUGGCAACGUCAUUGCGCUCCUGGGCGCCUUUGCCAUCGGCUUUGUCUUCCGUCCCAUCGGCGCCGUGCUCUUUGGCUUCCUCGGCGACCGCACCGGCCGCAAGAAGACCUUCCUCAUCACGCUGUUCCUUAUGGGCACCUGCACCACCCUGAUCGGCUGCCUUCCCACUAUCGAUAUGAUCGGCCCCACCGCCGGUGUCCUGCUGAUCGUCUUGCGGGUCGUCCAGGGCUUGGCCCUCGGCGGCGAAUACGGCGGCGCUGCCACCUAUGUUGCCGAACACUCGCCAAUCCGCAAGCGUGGCUACUACACCUCCUAUCUGCAGACCACCGCCGCUAUUGGCUACAUGCUGUCGCUCAUUGUCAUCCUGAUCUGCCAAAAGUGCAUGAGCGGCACCGCCUUCACCGUGUGGGGCUGGCGCAUUCCCUUCCUGCUCUCCAUCUUCCUCGUCGGCGCCUCCCUCUAUAUCCGCAUGAAGAUGGACGAGUCGCCCAUCUUCCAGGCUCUCAAGGCAGAAGGCAAGGUCGCCCGCAACCCGUUUGCCAAGUGCUUCACCAGAUACAACCUCCGCGCCAUCGCCAUCGGCACCAUCGGCGCUACCCUGGGCCAAGGUGUCGUGUCGUAUACGGGCCUGCUCUACACCCUGUUCUAUCUUCAGACCAUCUUCAAGCUGCCAGCAGUCGAUGCCAACGUUAUCUCGGUUGUCGCCGCCGGACUGUCCUCGCCGGUCUACGUCCUCGUCGGCUGGCUCUCUGAUCGAUAUGGCCGCAAGAUCUUUAUCCAGGCCGGCUUGAUCCUGGCCAUCGUUACCCUCUACCCGAUCUAUCUGCUGAUGAACCAGUACCGCUACUACACCGAUUCCCAGGCCCUCACCCUCAACCCCAACUACAAUCCGUAUAUGCUCUGCUUCCUGGUGUGGGUCCAGAUGCUCUACGGCAGCAUCAGCUUUGGAAGCAUGGCUGCCUUCUUGGUCGAGCUCUAUCCCACCAACGUGCGCUACACCGCGCUCUCGGUUGCCCAGACGCUCGGCGCGGGCAUCUUUGGCGGCAUCGUCCCUCUGGUUGGCCUCAGCCUUAUCAACGCGACCGGCAACCAGUAUGCUGGUAUCUGGUACCCUCUCGGAGCGUCGGCCCUCUGCCUGAUCGUCAACAUUUUCUUUGUCCCCGAGACCUUCCGCAACGACAUCACCCUGGAUGUUCCCUCCGAGGAUAAAACUCAAUUCGACAGCAGCAGCGUUGAGGCGGUCGCGUCGAUUUGAUGUGGCUCCGCUUGGGGCGAGUCCUGCCUUGGUUUUACAGCCAAUCCAAUAAAAAAAACGGGACACCCCCGGAUUUUUGGUCGUUGGUGAAUGUUAUCACCCAAAACAUCGCGCGCUGACCAUGACUGUUCUGUGAUUUGAAUCAAGGACGCCAUUGCGGGCAUCGCUGCCA